Molecule: messenger RNA, 3444 nt
Organism: Stegodyphus dumicola
Lineage: Eukaryota; Metazoa; Arthropoda; Arachnida; Araneae; Eresidae
Source: RefSeq, a predicted model, not a curated record
GAAACAGAGGCUUGGGGAAGAGCAUCUGUGCUGCUCAGCUGACGGGUAGAGAUCCGAGAAGGGUUUGAUUGAUUCAGAGCGUGAAGAGCGAUACUAUAAUUUAUUUUAGAAAUUAAAAUUAUCGUUUUCUUACAAAACUUUAUCGUAACUGAAAGGGUGGAAAAAAUUGAAAAGAAAAUAAUUUGCGUAAGAACCUCUUGUUUCAAGCCUUGGCAUAUUUGAGAAUUCUAAGCUACGAAUCACAAUAAAUAACAGUAGAAGAUCUAGAAAAACAGAAUUGACUGGAAAUAAUUGUUCCAGGUUCGUAAUUUUUGCUGCCGAACAGGUGAUUGAUUUGCAUAUCUGGUUUGAUUGGCACAGAAAACUUGUUUGCUAAAAAUAAGUUUGCUUCAAUUCAUUCUUUGGAAGAAGUACAAGGUCGUAUCAUUUCUGCCAAGACCCUGCCCAUUUUAUUUGCAUUAUUUUACCCAUUUUUCAAGCUGAUUCUAUUGACUGCACUUUUGUUCUAAUACCCCUGUUCUGAAGAAUCGAGACAUCAUGUUCAGUUCUUUAGCGAAGUACAUUUUUGGUGGACUUAUUGGAAAUUCUAAUGAACCAGUGGAAUGUGAAACGCAGGAAGUGAAUGACUGGUUGCUGGUCAACUUGCCUGAUCAGGUUGGAAAAGACUUAAAUAUAGACAUAGAUUAUGAAGAGGAAAAUGAAAAGGAAGAGGAAAUAGAUAACACUGAACUCAAUGUUCACACGGAAAAAGAAGAGGAAAUAGAUAACGCUGAACAUCACCAUAUUCCCAGCGAAAAAGAAGAGAAAAUAGAUAACACUGAACAUUACUAUGUUCACAGUGAAAAAGAAGAGGAAAUGGAUAACACUGAACAUUACAAUGUUCACAGUCAAAAUGAGGAGGAAAUAGAUAACACUGAACAUCACUAUGUUCACAGUGAAGAAGAUGAAGAAAACAGUGAAGAGGAUGAAGAAAGUAGCGAAGAAGAUGAAGAGAGCAGUCAAGAGGAUGAAGAAAGUAGUGAAGAAGAUAAAGAAAGUUGUGAAGAGGAUGAAGAUGAAAAUCAAGAAGUGGUGCCUGCACAGAAAAAGGAAAGUAUUUGUGACUAUGAUAAAUCAUAUUGUGAAUUACAAAUUCCUUACGAGGUCAAACUUAGUUUUAAUCUGCAAGCAACUGAACAAGUGAUAAAUGAAUCUUUUCUUAGUUUACAAAAAAUUGACUCAGUCGCAAUGAGAGACUUAUUCGUUUAUGAAAGUAAAUUAACUUCGGUUCGAAUACUCUUCAACCUACGACUGAAUCAACUUACUGUUAAUGUAAGAGCACCGAAGAGACUACGUAAUCCUGCCUCACAUAUAAAAAACCAUACAAGCCAGUCAGCAAUAUCUCCCAAAGCAGAACUUCUAGAACGAAUUAAAGAUCUGAAACCUGCACAGAGAGCUAUAGAAUACGAAAAGAAGAAAUAUAUUUCAAGAUCUCAGUUAAAUCGUCAAAACAGAAAUUACAUAUUUCAAGCAAGCUCCAAAACAAAUCGUAGAAAGAACUUGCAACGACACCAUUCAGGUGCAAACAACAACCGUAGAUGCUGAUUUCUAUAUGUGUGAAGCAGUUCAAAUGCCAUUUGAGAGCAAAUUUUUAGGCUAAGAAAAGUAUUUUAAUCUUAGUUUCAAAUCAUUUGCAUUACGAUUAGAAAAAUGUAUGGAUAAAACUCCAUUAAAGGCAUGAUUUUCGUAAUGCAUGUUACGUCCUUGUCGUUACUUUAGAUUCUGGAAAAUUUUCUUUUUUAUUAAAUUAGCGCAAAAUGUAGCACGAAGUUUUCAGUUUCUAUUUUAAGAUGCAAAGUAUUAAAUGCAUAUAUUUAACUAAACUAAUUCAGUAAUAUCUAUGCCACGACUUAAGUUUGAAAGCUAGGAAAUAUUGUUAUUUAUAUGUGGCAAGAAAGGAUUCUGCGUUAAAAAAGAUGAAAGCAAUGAAGCAUCAAUAAAUGUAUUAAAAAAUCAAAUCCUACAGUUCAGCUUUUAAUGGAACUAUUUGCUUGAUUGUACAGUUACAGAGAACAGGAGUGAUGCAAAUAACCACCUCUAGAAAGUUUUGAAAGAUCCCUGUAGUAUGUAUGUCUGAUGUGUGGUUUGACAGUACCGUAGCUUGUAGUGUUACGUAAAUAAUAUAAUGAACUGUUUUGGUUGUAGAGUCUAACUGCAUUCAAUGGCGUCGAAUUAUAAAAAAAUUAGAAGUCUGCUUUCUAAUUUAUUGUUACGUUCUAACAGUGAAACAAUUUCAUGUACUUAUGUGUUUACAAGUAUUUUCGUGAGUAUUUUAGAUUUCAUUAAACUCGCGAAAUUUUGCUUUGAUUUCAUUUAUAUUUAUUUGCUUUGACGUCAGUUACUUAUUUCUUCAAAUUCGAUAGGUAAUAUAUGAUCUAAUUCUAUAUAUCUUAAUUUUUUUCCAAAGUGUCUGAUAUAUUUAUCAGUGUUGUAAUAUUCAGUUUUGAUUAUUUUUCUAUUUUUCAAAUUACAAUAUCAUUAGAAGUUUUGCAGAAGUACCUGAUUUUAGAUUCUAUUAGUUCAUAUAAUAUGCCCUUUUGACUUGCAUAAUAAGUGAACAUCUUUCCAUAUCUUAAUAAGUGCACAUCUUUCUUUAAAUACUGUAAACUGUUUUCAGUAAUAUUCUCUUUUAGUUUCAUCUUAUAUAUCAUGAGACAUUUAAGAUGUUGAGACAUUUAUAAUGUAAGUACGAAACUGCCACCAUUUUUUGAGAAAAAUGACAAUUUAAUGGAUAUUGUAGUGUAGAAUUGAAAUUGGCAAUGUACAAUAAGUAUUAGAUUGUUAAAACUGACAUUAACAUUUAUGCGAAAUGUUAAAUGAAAGCUGCAUGCACGAUAACUUGACUGGAUUCACCUAAGAUGAGCAUGAUACGAUAUGUACAUGUAAAGCUAAAUUAAAUAUAUUAAAAAAUUUCUUUAGUAUGGUUUAUGUUUCAUUGUAUCCAGUAUGACCCAUCAAAACUAUUUGAACUGCUUCAUCAUUUAUUAGGAAAAAUGAAGGAAAAUGGACACAGCUAAGAAUAAAGGAAGUUUGUAAAAAUGGGGACGAUGAAGAACCGUGCAUUUAAAACUGCCUCCUACCAGCCUAAUAUGUAUAAAUUUUUUAUUUAUAAAUGCUGAUUUCUUUACAUCCAUAUUAUUAUGGAUUUUACGAUGACAAACUUUAUGAGAUAUGUACAAAUACUAGACGCAGUUUAGAAAGCAUGAAUUUAUUAAAUAUAUUAAAAGAACUUUCAAGUUGUUUUCUGUAAGUACAUUUAUUUCAUUGUACAGUACCUAUUCAUGCUCCCAGACGUGUAAAAUAAAAUGUUUUUUCAUUCUUACGUAUUUUAUUUUUUGUUUUAGAAUAGUCGUGUAUAUUAAUGAUUCAUUGCAUAUGUAAAAUAAAAUGUUUUACCAUCACUCA